Daldinia childiae is the source of this 1680-nucleotide messenger RNA. Its product is annotated as putative proline-tRNA ligase C19C7.06. NCBI's taxonomy places the organism in Eukaryota, Fungi, Ascomycota, Sordariomycetes, Xylariales, Hypoxylaceae. Bases 1 to 1680 code for a protein of 559 amino acids. The transcript is spliced from 2 exons. Gene Ontology annotation, cellular component: cytoplasm; aminoacyl-tRNA synthetase multienzyme complex. Gene Ontology annotation, molecular function: ATP binding; proline-tRNA ligase activity. The record is from RefSeq and is a predicted model, not a curated record. Gene Ontology annotation, biological process: prolyl-tRNA aminoacylation.
AUGGAGGAGAAUAAGCCAGUCGAACAAUCCAAGAGCGCCCUUAAAAAGGCCGAAAAGGAGGCUAAGAAAGCUGCCGAGAAAGCUGCAAAGGCAGCAAAGCAAGCCACUCUUCCUGUUGUCGGCUCGGGUGGAAAGAAGGUAGACGAUAUCAUUGGAAUUACUACCUCCAAGGCGGACAACUUCGCGCAAUGGUAUCAAGAGGUCGUGCUCAAGGCCGAGAUGGUCGAGUACUAUACCGAAAUUUCGGGUUUCUACAUUAUGCGUCCUGCAACUAUGUAUAUCUGGAACGUCAUCCGCAAAUGGUUUACGGAGAACAUCGAGGCUUUAGGCGUUGACGAGACCAACUUCCCCAUGUUCUUAUCCCAGAAGUCGCUAGAGAAGGAGAAGAGCCAUGUCGAAGGUUUCGCUCCUGAACUCGCAUGGGUAACAAAAGCUGGUGAUAAGAACCUCGAGGUUCCAGUCGCAGUUCGCCCUACCUCCGAAGCAGUCAUGUACCCUUAUUACGCAAAGUGGAUUCGUAGCCACAGAGAUCUUCCUUUUAGAUUGAACCAAUGGAACUCGGUCGUGCGAUGGGAAGCAAAGCAAACUACCCCUUUCCUAAGAGCGCGAGAGUUUUUGUGGCAAGAGGGCCACACCGCGCACUUAACCGAGGAGCUUGCCGGCGAGGAAGUCUUACAGAUCCUAGAGCUCUAUGCUUCUAUAUAUGAACAACUCUUGGCAGUCCCUGUUGUGCGAGGCCGAAAGACGGAAAAUGAGAAAUUCGCCGGUGGGUACUACACGACUACAGUAGAGGGUUAUAUCCCUUCCAACGGACGAGGUAUUCAGGGCGCCACAUCGCAUUGUCUUGGUCAAAACUUUAGCAAGAUGUUUGACAUCACCGUCGAAGAUCCGAACGAGAAGGGAAAGCACAUCAACGUUUGGCAGAACUCAUGGGGUCUAUCAACGCGAGUUAUUGGCGUGAUGGUCAUGAUACACGGUGACGACAAAGGCCUAGUCCUCCCUCCACGAAUUGCCAAGAUCCAGACAGUUCUGAUCCCUGUCGGUAUCACCAAGAGCAUUUCCCCUGAGGACAAGGCCAAGCACAGCGAUAAACUCGCCGAAAUCAAGCAGACCCUCAAGACGGCAGGUGUACGCGUUGAGAUCGAUACGAGAGAAGGAUACACCCCGGCUUGGAAGUUUAACGACUGGGAACUAAAGGGUGUGCCUCUCCGUCUAGAAUUCGGACCAAAGGAUGCGGCCAAGGAGGUUGUCAGCUUCGCUCGCCGAGAUACCGGUGAAAAAGGUACCAUUCCUCUUACCGAGCUUGCUACGAAGGUCCCAGAACUCCUUGAAACCAUCCAGAGCGAUAUGUACAACAAGGCAGAGAAGGCUUACAGAGAGCACCGUGUUAUCGUCAAGAAGUGGGAUGACGUUCUCCCUGCUCUAGAUGCCAAGAACGUGGUGAUCAUCCCCUUCUGUCUCGAUGGCAAAUGCGAGGACAAAAUUAAGGAACUUACGACCGGCCGCACUGAUGAAGACCCUAACACCCCAGAAGCACAGAAGGCCCCAUCGAUGGGGAUGAAGAGCUUGUGCAUUCCUUUCGAACAGCCAGAAGGCUUAGUCCAUGGGGAGACCAAGUGUUUGAACCCAGAGUGCGAACGGCUGGCUGAGAAGUUUGUCAUGUUUGGACGAAGCUACUAA